UCCUUUUUUGUUUUUGUAUUUUUAAACCAAACUGGUUUUGAAUGUGAAAUAAUAAUUGGUUGUUAAGUGACAAAAAUGUAAGGAAAAGAAGCAAAAAACCAACAUGAGGAAACUGUUUAGAUGAUGAUAAUGUUAAGAUGUUUGCUUUGUCACGAAUUUUGGCGAUUUUGUACGUCUUUUGCCUGAUUUUUGAAGUUCGUUGUCAAUGUACAUUUGGAACGACGUUUGCCAGUACAUCAUGGCAUGAUAAUACAAAAGGAACACUUACAUUUACCUCUACAGGUAUGACAGGGUUGUCAUUUAAGUCUAUAAGAACUGUUGGGACAUCAACUAUUUCAUCGUGGCAGUGUGUUAACCACACAGACGAUACGUAUCUCAUUUUAAGGACCACCAGUACGUUUGCCUUCCAACCUUUAAGUUCAACAACGAGUACUAACGUAUAUGCUUACGCAUGUUUACAACUGACGUCAGUGACGUCAAACUCGUUCAUAUAUUACCAGCGACAAGUUCAAGAAAUCAACCUAGGCGGCGAGAGGCUAAAGAUUAGUGCCUCGUCUACACUGUUACAGGAUGAUGUAUGUGAUACAACCAUAACCGUGCCAACCACAGAGUACCACGUUCUUGUCAAGUCAGGCUCUGAAGCCAGUGCUGCUAUUCAAUGUCCAGACUCAUUACUUUUUGCUGCUGACUUCACUUACUAUGCCAGCGACGGUACGUCUGCUUGCUCGUCCUCCGGAGACCGGUGGGACGUUUGUGCUAGUAAAUCAGAAAUGGCUAUCACCACGAACACGUGUACUCAAGAAAUAGCAUUUUCAGCGGACGGCAACUUUUACUGUGUAGCAAACAUAAUCAGCAACGGCUACGACUAUACAACUGUUUAUAACAGAGACUCGACUAUCUCCUCCACAACUAACAGGUUUGCUUGUUUGAGUAUAUGCGGAGAUGAUAUAUCUGUUGCCCCUGGAAACUGUACUGCAUACCAAACACCAUUUAGCUACCCGCUAGAAGCCGACCAGGCCACCAAAACUGGUCACAGAAUUGUAAUCACGGAUAAAUACGGUAAUAACGCAUUUUUUUGCCAAAGUAAAAACAUCAAACCAAGGUAG
Molecule: messenger RNA, 1106 nt
Organism: Ruditapes philippinarum (Manila clam)
Lineage: Eukaryota; Metazoa; Mollusca; Bivalvia; Venerida; Veneridae
Exons: 8
Coding region: 138-1106 (322 amino acids)
Source: RefSeq, a predicted model, not a curated record